Rotaria sordida is the source of this 2643-nucleotide messenger RNA. The record is from the annotation of a GenBank genome assembly. NCBI's taxonomy places the organism in Eukaryota, Metazoa, Rotifera, Eurotatoria, Philodinida, Philodinidae.
AUGGCUUUAUCUGAUUUACAUUUAUCAUGUUAUGAUGGUGAUUUGGAAAAAGUAAAAAAAUGUUUGAAUACAGAUAAUAUAAAUGAAAUAAAAAUUAUUUUUCAAGAAGAACAAUGUGAUCAAUGGAUAUUUAUUAAAACAAAAGAAUUAACACCAAUUAUUUGUGCAAUUGAAAAUAAUCAUCUAUCUAUUGUCAAAUAUCUUUAUGAACAAGGUGCAAAUAUUUAUCUACUUCAACCUUUGAAAGUAGCAUGUCAAUAUAAACAUAUCAAAAUAAUUGAUUAUUUAUUAAAUAUUUUAAUUGUAAAAUGUCAGUCGAUAUUAUCAAAAAGCUCGAGUCCAUCAUCUCCAUUAUCACUUUGGUAUGAAAAAGCAGCAUCACAAUGGCUUGAAGCAUUACCGAUUGGAAAUGGUUAUAUGGGUGCAAUGAUCUAUGGUGGAUAUCCUCGUGAAACAAUUCAAUUAAAUAGUGAUACUUUAUGGGCUGGUUCUCCACAUGAUUAUUCAAAUCCAGGUGCUUUUAAUUAUCUUCAAGAAAUUCGACAAUUAAUUGAAAAUAAUCAAUGGAAUCAAGCUCAACAAAUUUUAACAGAAAAUUUUUUUGGAAAACCAAUUCGUCAAGCACCUUAUCAACCUGUUGGAAAUUUAUUCAUUGAUUUUUUUCCAGAAUCAUCAUACAAUUCUAUUGAUCAAUAUCAAAGAGAGUUAAAUUUAGAAAAAGCAAUUACAACAACGACUUAUUCAACAGAUCAUCAAAUUAAUUAUCAACGAACUUGUUUUGCAUCUUAUCCAGAUAAUUGUAUUAUUUAUAAUAUUCAAUCAUCGUCAUCAAAUUCUAUAAAUAGUGUUAUAUCAUUUUCAAGUCCUCAAAAAAUAAAUAUAUCAGUUGAUAAAACAAAUACAUUAAUAGUAGAUGGUAUUGGUGGUGAUCAUGAAACAAUACCUGGAACAAUUCGCUUUCGUUUAUUAAUAAAUGUUGAAUUAGAUGGCGAAUGUUAUCCAUUAAACGAUCGUUUAAUUAUAUUUGCAUCAAGUUUUUUAACUAUUCGAAUUGUUAUUGCGACAAGUUAUAUUAAUUAUUCAUAUGUAGAUGGUGAUGAAAAAAAAUUAUCUCAAAAUAAUUUAAAUAAUUGUUUAUUGUAUAAUUAUGAACAAUUAAUGGAACGUCAUUUAAAUGAUUAUAAAUUAUUAUUUGAUCGUGUUCAAUUAAAUCUUGGUGAAAGUGAAGCUAUGUUACAACCAACUGAUCGUCGAAUUGAAUUAUUUUCUCAAAAUCCAAAUCUUGAUCCACAAUUAAUGACAUUAUAUUUUCAAUUUGGUCGAUAUUUAUUAAUAUCAUCAAGUCGUCCAGGUAGUCAAACAGCAACAUUACAAGGUAUAUGGAAUGAUUCAAUGACACCACCAUGGGAUUCAAAAUAUACAAUUAAUAUUAAUAUUGAAAUGAACUAUUGGAUAGCUGGACCAGCAAAUUUAAUUGAAUGUUAUCAACCUUUAUUUGAUCUUAUUCAAGAUAUAUCACAAACAGGACAAUCAACAGCUAAAUUACAUUAUGGAACGACACGAGAAGGAAGUUGGGUAUGUCAUCAUAAUACUGAUAUAUGGCGAGGUACAGCACCUGUUGAUGAUGCUGUUUAUGGUACAUGGCCAACAGGUGGAAUAUGGCUUUGUAAAAGUAUUUGGGAUCAUUAUUUAUUUACAAAUGAUAAAACAAAUCUUCUUCGUUAUUAUCCAGUACUUCGUUCAGCAGCACAAUUUUUUUUAGAAACUCUUGUUAAAUCAUCAAAUUAUUUAUUAACAAGUCCAUCAAUGUCACCCGAAGUUCCACAUCAUGUUCAAUUAAAUGCUGUUGUUUGUCAAGGACCAACAUUAGAUAUUCUUUUAAUAAAAGAUUUAUUUAAUUCCAUUAUUGAAACAUCGCGUUUAUUUAAUAUUGAUUUAUCAUUUCGAGAAGAAGUUCAACAAGCAUUUGAUCAAUUACCACCUCUUCAAAUUGGACAAUUAGGUCAAUUACAAGAAUGGUUUCAAGAUUGGGAUCAAGAAGCUGAUAUUCAAAAUAGACAUAUGUCUCAUUUAUAUAGUGUUUUUCCUGGAAAUUGCAUAACAAUUGAAACAUCACAAUAUCGUGAUGCAGCACUUCGUUCAUUAGCUCUUCGAGGUAUAUUUGUUCCAUCACCGGGAUGGUCAUUAGCAUGGAAAUCAAAUAUUUGGGCUCGUCUUCAUCAAGGUUCAAAUGCAUUUCAACUACUUUGUAUGAUUUUAACACCAUUACAUACAGCAGCAAAUUUAUUUGAUUUAAUUGAUGGUCCACCAUUUCAAAUAGAUGCUAAUUUUGGUGCAACAUCAGCUAUUUGUGAAAUACUUCUUCAAAGUCAAAAUAAUAACAUAGAACUUCUACCAGCAUUACCUGUUGAUAAUUGGCCACAAGGUUUUGUUUGUGGUUUAAGAGCACGAGGAAAUUAUCAAGUUAAUAUUUGGUGGACAAAUAAAAUAUUAUAUCGAGCAGAAAUUAUUCCUUUAUCAAAUAAACAUAUUUGUAAAAUUAUUUAUCAAAAUAAAAGUUUAAUUUUGGAAAAUUUAUUAUUUGGAUAUACAUAUCAUAUUAAUUCAUCAUUACAAUUAACUCAUCAAUCAAAAACUACAUAA